Cebus imitator (Panamanian white-faced capuchin) is the source of this 4898-nucleotide messenger RNA. It is a transcript of the gene PIK3C2G, whose product is annotated as phosphatidylinositol-4-phosphate 3-kinase catalytic subunit type 2 gamma. Gene Ontology annotation, biological process: phosphatidylinositol-mediated signaling; cell migration; phosphatidylinositol-3-phosphate biosynthetic process. Bases 157 to 4614 code for a protein of 1485 amino acids. The transcript has 33 exons. Gene Ontology annotation, cellular component: plasma membrane; phosphatidylinositol 3-kinase complex; cytoplasm. Gene Ontology annotation, molecular function: 1-phosphatidylinositol-4-phosphate 3-kinase activity; 1-phosphatidylinositol-3-kinase activity; phosphatidylinositol binding. The record is from RefSeq and is a predicted model, not a curated record. NCBI's taxonomy places the organism in Eukaryota, Metazoa, Chordata, Mammalia, Primates, Cebidae.
GUUUUAGCUUGUGUGAGUGUAUUUGACUCUUGAAAAGAAAUGAGAUCGUGUUUCAUUUCAGGAAGAUAUAUGCAUCAGGAUAAUUUCUGUCUUCUUUUGUAUUAUCAAGGAGAUAUUUGGAGCAGAGUCAACCCUCUCAGUUACAUAAAAUAAAAAAUGGCAUAUUCUUGGCAAACAGAUCCAAAUCCCAAUGAAUCACAUGAAAAGCAGUAUGAACACCAAGAAUUUCUCUCUGUAAAUCAACCCCAUUCUUCUGGCCAAGUCAGUCUGGGUUUUGAUCAGACAGUAGAUGAGAUCAGUGACAAAAUUCCACGCUACAAGAAUGAAAUUGAUGAGAACACCUUUUCUGUGCCCAGUGCACCAGAAUGGGACACAAAAGGGCAUUCAUUAAACAAAACACACCAAAUAUCUUUGAAUGAAUUCACUUCUAAAAGCCCUGAACUCUCCUGGCAUCAACUUAGAAAAGCACCAGUAAUUGGUUUUAGUCCUUCUGUGUUACCAAACUCCCAAAAUAUGAAUAAAGAAUGCCCCUGGGGAAACCCCAUAGGAAAACAUCAUGGUGCUGAUGAUUUCAGAUUCAAUGUUUUAGCUCCAUCAUUCACAAGUCUGGAUAAAAUUAAUCUACAGAAAGAAUUAAGAAAUGAAAAUCAUAACUGCCAUAUAGGAUUUGAAAGUAGCAUUUCUCCUACAAAUUCAUCCUUCUUAACUGACUUCAUGCAGAAAGAAGAUAACAAAAGAAGUGGACAUAUGAACACUGUAGAACCCUCUUUGAUGCUUUUGAAAGGCUCUCUUCAAGCCAGGAUGUGGGAAAGUACAUGGCAGGAGAACAUAGAGUCAAUAGGUUGUUCCAUUCAGCUAGUGGAAGUACCUCAAGGCAGUAAUAUGAGUCUGGCCUCUUUCUGCAACAAAGUAAAAAAAAUCAGAGAAAGAUAUCAUGCAGCUGACGUUAAUUUCAACUCUGGGAAGAUUUGGAGCACUACUACAGCAUUUCCGUAUCAGCUCUUUUCUAAAACCAAGUUUAAUAUACGUAUUUUUACUGAUAGCUCAACACAACCACUUCAUUUUAUGCCAUAUGCUAAUUAUCUUGUCAAAGACCUAAUUACAGAAAUUCUGCAUUUUUGUACAAAUGACCAGCUACUUCCCAAGGAUCAUAUUUUAAAUAUAUGUGGCUCUGAAGAAUUUUUACAAAAUGAUCACUGUUUGGGGAGCCACAAAAUGUUUCAAAAAGAUAUACCUGUUAUUCAACUCCAUCUCCAGAAAAGUAGGGAAGCUCCUGGAAAGUUAUCUCGAAAGCAUGAAGAUGACCACUGCCAGUUUUAUCUGAACCAAUUUCUAGAAUUUAUGCAUAUUUGGAAAGUAUCCAGACAAUGUCUCUUAACUCUCAUCAGAAAAUAUGACUUCCACCUGAAAAACCUAUUGAAAACCCAGGAAAACAUGGAUAUUAUUGAAGAAGUUAAAAAAAUAUGCAGUGUUCUGGGGUGUGUGGAAACCAAACAAAUUACAGAUGCAGUAAAUGAACUAAGUCUGAUUCUUCAGAGAAAAGCAGAGAAUUUUUAUCAAAGUUCAGAGACUUCAGUAAAAGGCUUGAUAGAGAAGGUAACAACUGAACUAUCCACAUCUAUCUACCAGCUAAUCAAUGUCUAUUGUAACAGCUUUUAUGCAGAUUUUCAGCCUGUAAAUGUAUCUAGAUCCAUAUCCUGUCUAAAUCCUGGGCUUCCUUCCCACCUCAGCUUUACAGUAUAUGCCGCACAUAACAUUCCAGAAACCUGGGUGCACAGCUACAAAGCAUUUUCUUUUACCUGUUGGCUUACGUAUGCUGGAAAGAAGCUGUGCCAAGUGAGAAACUGCAGAAAUAUUCCAGUCAAGAAACUAUUUUUUUUCUUGGUCAACUGGAAUGAAACGAUCAAUUUUCCUCUUGAAAUAAAGUCACUUCCAAGGGAAUCCAUGCUCACUGUAAAACUGUUUGGGAUUGCCUGUGCAACCAACAAUGCAAAUGUAUUGGCGUGGUCUUGUCUUCCAUUGUUUCCAAAAGAAAAAUCCAUUCUCGGGUCUAUGUUAUUCAGCAUGACAUUUCAGAGUGAGCCUCCCAUAGAAAUGAUAGCUCCAGGAGUGUGGGAUGUAAGUCAGCCAUCCCCAGUGACCCUGCAGAUUGAUUUUCCAGCUAUUGGGUGGGAGUUUAUGAAACCUGAUUCCGAAGAGAAUAGAAGUAAUCUUGAAGAGCCACCAAAGGAACAUUUAAAACAUAUUGCCAGACUUUCACAGAAACAGACUCCCCUACUACUCUCUGAAGAAAAGAAAAGAUAUUUAUGGUUUUAUCGCUUCUACUGCAAUAAUGAAAACUGCUCCCUUCCUCUGGUCCUGGGUAGUGCCCCUGGAUGGGAUGAAACGACUGUGUCAGAAAUGCAUACCAUUUUGAGAAGAUGGACAUUUUCUCAACCUCUAGAAGCCCUUGGGCUUCUGACUUCCAGUUUUCCAGAUCAAGAAAUUCGUAAAGUGGCAGUUCAACAAUUAGACAACCUCUUGAAUGAUGAACUACUGGAAUAUCUCCCACAGCUAGUUCAGGCUGUCAAGUUUGAAUGGAACCUUGAGAGUCCUUUAGUGCAACUUCUACUCCACCGCUCCUUGCAAAGCAUCCAGGUUGCCCAUCGUCUUUACUGGCUGCUAAAGGAUGCAGAAAAUGAAGCUUAUUUUAAAAGCUGGUAUCAGAAGCUACUAGCCGCUCUCCAAUACUGUGCAGGAAAAGCCUUGAGUGAUGAGUUUUCCAAGGAGCAGAAACUUAUCAAAAUUCUGGGAGAUAUUGGGGAAAAAGUCAAGUCUGCUAGUGACCAUCAAAGACAGGAGGUACUGAAGAAAGAAAUGGGCAGACUAGAAGAGUUCUUUCAAGAUGUAACUACUUGUCAUCUUCCUCUGAACCCUGCCCUAUGUAUAAAAGGGAUUGACCAUGAUGCAUGUUCAUAUUUUACAUCUAAUGCUUUGCCAUUGAAGAUUACUUUCAUCAAUGCUAAUCCAAUGGGCAAAAACAUUGGCAUUAUUUUUAAGGCUGGAGAUGAUCUUCGUCAGGAUAUGCUUGUUCUGCAGAUUAUUCAAGUGAUGGACAAUAUUUGGCUGCAGGAAGGCUUGGAUAUGCAAAUGAUCAUUUAUAAAUGUCUAUCCACAGGAAAAGACCAAGGAAUGGUGCAGAUGGUACCUGAUGCUGUGACCCUGGCAAAGAUUCAUCGCCAUUCUGGACUGAUAGGACCAUUGAAAGAAAAUACAAUCAAAAAGUGGUUCAGUCAGCACAACCAUUUAAAGGCAGAUUAUGAAAAGGCCUUGAGGAAUUUUUUCUACUCCUGUGCUGGCUGGUGUGUGGUAACAUUCAUCCUGGGAGUAUGUGACCGUCACAAUGAUAACAUCAUGCUGACAAAGUCGGGACACAUGUUUCACAUUGAUUUUGGAAAAUUCUUAGGUCAUGCACAAACAUUUGGAGGGAUAAAAAGGGACCGAGCUCCUUUUAUUUUUACUUCAGAGAUGGAAUACUUUAUUACAGAGGGUGGGAAAAACCCACAGCAUUUUCAAGAUUUUGUGGAGCUUUGCUGUCGUGCUUAUAAUAUUAUCAGAAAGCACAGCCAACUGCUCUUGAACCUGCUAGAAAUGAUGCUGUAUGCAGGACUGCCUGAGCUAAGUGGAAUCCAAGACCUGAAAUAUGUAUAUAAUAAUCUUCGUCCGCAAGACACAGACCUGGAAGCAACAAGUCAUUUUACCAAGAAAAUAAAGGAAAGUCUGGAGUGUUUCCCUGUUAAAUUGAAUAACUUGAUCCACACGCUUGCACAAAUGUCAGCCAUAAGCCCUGCCAAAUCUACUUUGCAGACUUUUCCCCAGGAGUCCUGUUUGCUGAGUACAACUAGGUCGAUUCAAAGAGCAACAAUUUUAGGGUUCAGCAAGAAAUCCAGUAAUCUGUAUCUGAUCCAGGUGACACACAGCAACAAUGAAACAAGCCUGACAGAAAAAUCAUUUGACCAGUUUUUAAAACUUCACAGCCAACUUCAGAAGCAGUUCGUAUCACUGACUCUCCCAGAGUUUCCUCAUUGGUGGCACCUACCUUUUACAAAUUCAGAUCACAAAAGAGUCAGAGAUCUAAAUCAUUAUGUGGAGCAGAUAUUAAAUGGAUCAUAUGAAAUUGCAAACAGUGAUUGUGUACUUAGCUUUUUCCUCUCUGAGGCUGUGCAACAAACAAUUGAAGAAUCAUCACUUGUGUACCUAGGUGAGAAGUUUCCGGACGAGAAGCCUAAGGUGCAGUUAGUCAUAUCCUACCACAAUGUGAAGCUGACCAUACUAGUGAAACACAUGAAAAACAUUCAUCUCCCAGAUGGCUCUGCGCCCAGUGCACAUGUUGAAUUUUAUCUUUUACCAUAUCCCAGUGAAGUUCGUAGGAGGAAAACAAAAUCUGUUCCAAAAUGUACAGACCCCACUUACAAUGAAAUUGUAGUAUACGAUGAAGUCACAGAGCUCCAAGGACAUGUCUUAAUGCUUAUUGUGAAGAGCAAAACUGUAUUUGUGGGAGCAAUUAACAUCCAACUCUGUAGUGUCCCACUCAAUGAAGAAAAAUGGUAUCCAUUAGGAAACAGUAUAAUUUGACCAUUGCUAUGAACAUAUGCAUUAUUCAUUAACUACUUGUAUUUUUUUCACUUCUGGGCCUCUGAAUUGUAAAAGCAAGGCAUCUUUGUUGUCAAAAAUAGCACAGGGUAUUAGGGACCCAGAAAAAGAAAUAAGAAUUAGUCUUUUGUGUUGUUUAUUUUCUACCUUUGAUUUCAUUGUUUUCCAUAAUCUUUGUCAUUCAAAGGAGUGCUGAUGGCAUGAAAUUUGAUGUGCAAAAUAAUAAAAGACAUUUAUUAAAUAAUUUUAAUAUAUUUAAAAUUAAA